Homalodisca vitripennis (glassy-winged sharpshooter) is the source of this 7928-nucleotide messenger RNA. Its product is annotated as deubiquitinase OTUD6B. Gene Ontology annotation, biological process: protein deubiquitination. NCBI's taxonomy places the organism in Eukaryota, Metazoa, Arthropoda, Insecta, Hemiptera, Cicadellidae. Gene Ontology annotation, molecular function: cysteine-type deubiquitinase activity. The coding region runs from base 232 to 1155 and encodes 307 amino acids. The record is from RefSeq and is a predicted model, not a curated record. The transcript has 5 exons.
GAAGUUGUCGAGUUUAUGUUUGACUAAGCAAUUGAUGGUCUUAUUUUUCCGGAAAAGUAAGAAUAGCUUGUUAACUAAAUGCGUAUCUGAUCUUAUAAGAUCUGUGCUAGUUUUAGAAUAAAACUGUAGUCAAAUGAAUCUAGUGUAAAGUGUUAAAUUGAAGAAAGCUGAGUGCAGAAGGCAAGUUUUUUCUGAAAUUGUUAUUGCUUCUAAACGAAAUCAUUUACUGGAAUGGAAACUCAAGAAGCCCCUGAAGAAAUAAUACAGAAACACAGAAAAGAGAGAAAGGAAUUGCAAGCUAAAAUCCAAGCUCUCAAGAAGAGUGCAACAAAGGGAGACAAGAAGAAGAAAAAGGAGGUUCAGGAAGAAAUAGCUAAACUUGAAAGUGAAAUGGACCUAAGACAUGAAGAAGAAUUAGCCGAAUUCAGUAGUACAACGAACAACGCUAACAUAACAACAGUAACAGACUCGUUGAACAAUUUAACUGUUCAACCUGAGGACGAUGAGGUGCCUGGUCUGACUCAACAUCGUAUCACUAAAGCACAACGUCGAAGGGAGAAAAAGGCUACACAACUGAAGCAGAGGGAACUGAGCAUCGCUGAACAAGAGGUGCAGAAUCUACAGGGAGUUAGAAAUGUUGAGAUACAGAAGAUCCAAGAAAUUUUGAAAAAGAGGGAUUUGAUGGUUUAUGAGAUACCGUCUGAUGGAAAUUGCUUAUACUGUGCUGUGGAACAUCAGCUGCGGACGGUGAAGGGGCCCACUGCCCCGAACAUGGCGGAUUUACGACACAUCACUAGUGAUUUCCUAAGGGAAAACAUGGAUGACUUUCUGCCGUUCUUGAGCCACCCAGAUACGGGUGAGAUUCUGACGGAAAGCCAGUUCCAGGAAUACUGCGACCAAGUUGCAGACACACCAGCUUGGGGCGGGCAGGUUGAGCUGAGGGCGCUGUCUCACGCUCUCAAGUGUCGUAUCGAAGUGAUCCAGGCGACUGGACCGCCGAUGGUGGUAGGGGAAGAAUAUCCAGACUCUCACCAGCUCACAAUCACCUACCACCGACACAUGUACGGGCUGGGGGAACACUACAACUCUGUCACCCAGUAUGUGCCCGAGGAAACCAAUGACGAGACGUGGAAUGGCCAAACGGAAACAUCGUAGCAAUAGUCAGAGCUGUACCUUCACUGUGAUGACUCAAGCUGAUUAGAACUGCCGUUGUAGGGGCACCUACUUGUCUAUAGACCGUGUAUAUUGCAGGCUUGCUUCUCACCAAGGCUUCCCAGCACUGGCAUCUCCGACCUGUUUUAAUCUAGGGUUACCUGUUGUAAAUUGAUAGUUUAGGACACUACAAUACUUGAGUUACGAGGGAAGUGUGUUUUCUAACGACACUUUUGUUUAUUUUAUUUAUUACAUUUUAAUAACUUUAUUUUUAUUUUAUUUUUUAUAUGAAGCUUUAAGGGUAUUAUUAAAAGCAAGUUUUAUUUUAUUUUAAUACUUUUAAUUUUGUUACUUAAUUUUAUUAAUUUAAACAAAAACACUUUUAUUGCAUUGAUUUACCCAAAUAAAUAUUUUGGCCCACCAAGAAUAUUAGUUUUUUAGUAUUGAACUGCUUGAGCUUAGUUGAUUCGCUCACGUAGAAAAUAUUAUUACACAAUUAAUCUAAUUUUAGAACGAAUAAGGAAUUAAGUAAUUAAUCAUAUAAAACAGUUUUCUCUCUUACACUUAAUACAAAAUGAGCUGCGAACUUCACUCCGUCCAGUAGGACUUAUUUUUAUAGCACUUCUGAGAGUCAAUUGGAUCAGUUAUUGAUAAUCCAGUCAUAAGUUUCAAGUUAUACGUUGUAAUUUGAUUCAUGUUUAUUGUUUUCAGUUAGUUCCAUUCACUGAAUGAAUUCUAGUAGAAGAUCUAAUGGCUACAGUGAUGUGGAUUCAAUGAUGAGUAGUUUUUUUAUACACUUUCUCAAAGAUAAGAGUCUGUAGCUUCAAUAUUAUUUCUGGAAUUGCUAAAAAUAAAUCUUUGAGUUAUUAAAUUAUUAUAUUAUAACUAAUUUUUUCGUGUAAAAAUAUAAAACAAUGCUAAUUACAAAAUUUAGUAUUAUUUUAGUUUAAUAAAAACACGUGAAGAGUUUUAAAUAAUUUUCUAUGAAAAGAAUGUUUUCAUCAACUCCACAUUAAAAUCAAAACCAGAUAAUUUUAAUAAUUAAAAUUUUAAUACAAUAUCAACUAAAUGUUGACAGUGGUUCUUGUACAUAUUAGAUCAACAAUGAUAAAUUAUCAGCUGGUCAGUUUUUAGAAUAACAAGCCAUUAUAAAUGAAUUAUAGAUAGCAUGUAUCUUGUGUAAAGUUUAACAGAUCUCACCAGUUUGAAACAUUGAUGACAAACUAAAAUCUUGUAAUAUUUCAGCCUUGCUAUAGAUAGCUGUCAUCAAUCAACAGAUUAAACCCAAGUACAUCUGUGUGUACACGUAAUCUUAGUAGGGUAGAGCUAUAUCGUGAUUAGCUGGAGCUUUAACUAAACAGUGAGCAGUAUGGCUUCUUUAUUAAGUGCUGCCGGCUUUUUGAUAAUUUUUUGUUAUUUUCAUUGAAGUUUUUUUGAUUUAUGAUUAGCCAGAGAUUCCUAUAAAAAUGUCCUGAUCUUAGAUAUAAUAAUCCUAUUACUGCACAUUAUGGUUGGUUAGUAAAAUUAAUUGAAAUGAAGAAAAAUAUCAAUAUUUUUUUAAGGUUAGUUAUAAUUUCUUCUUUGAACAUUAUUUUACAAUUGAACAUAUUUUAUUUAUUUCAAAUAAAUGUAAUGUUUUGUUAAAGAAAAAAGUUUGAAAAAUUUCGUUAGUGUUAAGUGCAAUAUAAUUUAUAAAAUGUUUUUUUUUUUAGCAACUAUUAAAAUUUAAAAUAUUAUAUUAGUUUAGUUUAAAUCCCUUUGCAUCAACAUUUAGUACAAUUCUAAAAUAUAUUGUGGUCAUGUCUACUUAACAACAAUGCCACACACAUCAUAACAUAUAGUCUGAUAUGAUGUGAUCUAACACUGGUAUGAGUAAUUGGAAACCAUGGAUGAAAUAAUGUUAAAAAGUUAUUAUUUACCUUAGCUGAAACACUGCAUUUUGAAAAACCUGACAUAAUACAUUGUAGAAGCUUUGUUCUUAUCGGAAUUAUGUACUUUAUUUAAAAAUAAACACUCCAAGAAUAAAUAUUUUAUUAUUGUAGUGUUUGUUUUCAAAUCUAAGACAAUUUUUAUCAAGCACAUAAAUAAAACAAUACAAACUAUGAACACACCAGACAUACUUUAAAACAGUAAAUAUAUACCUGAUAUCUAGCACUGGAGAGGGGCAGCACAUGAUGGUACGAGGGUGUACCAACUGUAAAUGUAGCUGAUAAAAACAGUAGAUGUUUAUUUGACCAAACUUAUGAAUAUAUAGAUAUAUAUUAUUUUUUACAUAUUCUCCACCCUUAAAACACAUUUUUCCCAUCAGAUUUAAAACACAUUUUUCCCAUCAGAUUGAGAGCUUUUUUUAUUCCAUCAUCGUAAAAACUCUUUUGACAUUUUCUUUGUUCCUGAAGCAUAGUCGCCUUCACUACUUUCUUAUCCUCCAAAUGCUGGUCUUAAAAUCCUUCUUUGAGAGACCAAAAAGAUAAAAAUCACAGGAUGACAAGUCUUGACAAUAGGGUGGAUACUAUAGUGUUUUCCAUCCUAUUGGAAGCUAAAUUUUGUCUCUUGGCAUUAGCCGCGUGGCAUAACAUUGCUGCGCAGAAGAAUAUCACUUCAGACCAAUUGCUGCUUUCUUCUCCUUUCAAAUGAUUAUUUUUCGGCAUUUAGUACUUUACAAUAAUAUUGUGCAAUGUUAUUUCAAAGAGAGUUGUGUGCCAAAUUUCUUCAAUGAGAUUUUGGAUUGCCUCAUGUUGACCUCAGUUACACUUGUCCUAAGGCCAUAGCUUUCCAUAGAUUGUGGCUCUCGUUCUUAAACUUUUCACUCCCUUCAAAAAAUUCUUUGCGCCAAUCAAACGCAAGGGUUAUUGACAAGGUAUUGUACCCAUACUGUGCCCAUAAUUGGCAUAAAAUUUCUGUUGGGCUCAUCCAUUCCUUAGCCAAAAACUUCUUCAUAAUCCAUGCACUUCUUGCUCAUUCAUUAUUUGUUUUCAAGAAACUUGCAGUCGUUUCCCACCUCUCCCUAACAGUACAGACCGCCUUCUCAGUAACCAACUGUGGGUCAAUGACUCCUUGGAAAUUUCUUAGAUAGCUAAUCCCGUUUAUAUUUUACACACCCUUCUAAUUGUUCAAAAUACUUUCCAAUAAUCUAUUUUCAAUACUGAGUUUCAAAAAAGUUACAAAAAUAUUAACAAAAGGUUUUGAUAUCUUGUAUUGGCCUACUACGGUUAACUGUUAAUAAUAAACAAAUUUAAUGGCACUAAAUAGACCAAGUAGUAUAAAUUAUUCUAUACAUUACUUAAUGCUUAUUAGAAUUUGCUCUCAAUCCUGCAGAUGUAGCAAGUUCAUUUAUAAAACACCAUGUAUUACAAAAAAAGUUGUGCGUGUUGGUUUUUUACAAAAAUAUGUGACAAGUGAAACCUUUUAUUCAAAACUAAUAUGGCUAGUCUUUGUUAAAAGAGUUUUCUGGGCAAAAGUAGAAUGGUAACACAACCAAUGUAAAAUGGGACUGGGAGAAUUACAAUGAAUUCCAAUUUCCUAGGGUACAAAUACACUGACAGCAACGCGACUAUACACAAACUAUUGAAUACAAUGACCAUAUGGAAUAAAAUUCACUGAUCGCAUUGUAUAUUUUACUCCAUAUAUUAACAUCUGUUUAAUAGUUUCUCGUCAUGUCAUACCACAUAGCUUCACUUCACUGUCUAUGUAUUUAUACCCUUAUUUUGGAAUGGUCAAAAAAUAUUUUGUGUAUUUCAUUAAAUAAAAGAUAGUAUUGAUCACCUUCAAUAUAUUUAUCUUCUGCCUAUGCAAUUAUUGUGUGUUGCGAUUGUGUACUCACACCUUGGUAUGCAGUAUAUUUCAGUAAUUAAUCUGAAUAUAUAUAUGAUCAACAUUAUAAUCUGAAUAUAUAUGAUCGGCAAUAUAAUCUGAAUUUUUUGAAGCACUGUCGGACCUAGUUUACUUGAAUUGUAAGGACAGUUGUGUUUCAAAAGGUUAUAUUUUUUAUUAAUUGUUUUCUAUUAAAUAGUUAAAUGAUUUACUAUCUUUAUGGGAAACUUUUGUAUUCAAUAAUCAUUGGAUCAAUUUAUUUAUAAGUUCAGGCAUGUUCAGUUCAGUUCUUUAUCAAAAUUUUAAUAAUGUUGUUAACAACUCAAUUUGUUAUAUCAUCCAUAGUUUUCUAUUCCUGAUGUAUUUUAUUCUUUAAAUUUAAAGGUAUUUUUAAUCUUAUGGUUAUUUUGUUUCUAUCGAUACUGCUAUACUAUUAUAAUAAUCAUGUCCUUGUCUAACAUUACUACUAACUUUCUGUGAUUUAAUUAAAGCAACCAUAUAUAAUAUGUUACUCAUAUACUAUUCACCUAAAAACAGUUUCCAAAUAUCGAAGAAGUUCCAAAAUUUAAUAAAGUGGGACCUAAAUUUUUUGUUCUCUUACUAAUACUGUUUUUGGUCACUAUUUAAAGCCGAUUUUAACAAUAAUUUUUUUAAAUAGAAGAAGUUAAAAAGUAAAACAUUUUUCUAGAAUGGGAUGGAUUUUCAAAAUUAAAUGGCAACAAAUAUGUUUAGAUCAAGCCGAAAAGACCUAUGCUAGUAUUUAUACACACCUAGUUUAUUAAUAAGAAUUAUUUAAUAUAUUACUUGUUGUGUUUGGUUUUGCUACCCAAGUCAGUUGCAGAAAGUUAGAAUUUAGGAAUCAAUUACAAAAACUACAAUUGAUGUUGACUUUAAAUUUAGUUAUUCAGUUCUUGUUAUAGGGUAUGAGUGGAAAAUAAAUAAUUUUUUUAACAGUGCUUGAAAUCAGAAGUCAGUCACUUAUAACAUCGAUGAAUUACAUGUUCCUUUACAAUAUAUUAUUAGUUUGCAAUUCAUUUGUCCUCAUUGAUACAAAACCACAUUUUGCAACUAAAUAUUUAUCCACAUCUACCUGUUAAAUUAAUCAUAACAUAUAAUAAAUAGUAUUUAAUGGUACUCAAAGAGUUCCUUGAGAUGUAACCAAAUUAGCUCUUGCAAUUUUCCAGUUCAAGUUUAGAUUUGGGCUGAUGUUCACUACAGAUAUGAGCUUGUAAACAUAGUAAAACUUACGUUACUGAAUACAGAAUAUUCUCUAGAGUGUGAUAAAAUCAAAUAUUGCACUCAAGUAAUAAGCAAAAGAAAAAUAAAGGAAUGACCGACCAAAGUUACAGUGUGCAAAAAGCUGAAUGUUUCAUCAUUUUUAGCAGGUGAUAAAUUUUAAUACUAUAUUUAAGAUUAGGGAGGAUGGUUCCAACCUACAUUGUAUGCAAGUUUCUAUUCUUUCAAAAGUAAUUUUAAAAGCUAAAUAUUAGUUUAUGUACGUUAAAAAAUAAAAUCCCACUAAUUGAUGUAGUAAUUUUUUUGUUACAAAUGCAUUUGUAAAUUCUUUUUACAAGUACAGGCAAAUUAUAAAGAAAACUUGCUGUUUCCAUUAUAUGUCAUUUUGCUUAAAACGUUUACAACUAUGGCUUAUUUCCAGACUUUUUUAUUUGCCGUAGAAUUUUUAAAUAGCAAAAAACCGUAAUCGCUUUUUAUUACAUUAAACGUCUAGGUAUACGAGAAAUGAAUGUAGGCUUCACAAUAUUGAACAAAACAUUAUUUCAAUACGUUUUUUCAAUUUUUUUCCCUGUAUCUCAAGUGGUACACAAAAAAUUAAUUUAUCCUAAAAAUUAAGCAAUUGUGAGCCCAAUGGGGCACACGAUAGUCUAAGAUAUUUAUUUAAGCGUGGGAGUAACAAACCACCAAGAAGGAAAAAGGAUUUUUCCGGAUUUUUUUUUUCAGUGAUAGAAAAAAAUCAGUAAUAUUUUUGUAUGUUGGUAGGAAAACAAAUUCAUUGUUCUAUACCUAAAACCAAAUGAGCCACUAGUUUAUGAUGGAAAUUUAAAACAAUUUUCAAAUUUUUCUAAGCUUUUUGAAUUUAAAGUGACAAAAUUUAAGUUUAAACUUAACUUUGAGAAUUUUAUGUUAAUGACAAACUUUAUUUUCUCACAAUAAUAAGGAAAGAAACACUUGCUUUGUAAACACAAAUACUCAGACUUGUCCAGACAAAUAGAUAAAGUAUAAUACAUACAGCUUAGCUUAUAUAUAUAUAUAUAUAUAUAUUUUUAAUAUGCACCAAGGUCCUUAGGUUCCAGAAGAUUAUAAUUACCACUUGAAGACAUUUAGGUGAACUAAUAUAAAGAUAAAUUAUAUAACUUAUAAUGAAUUAAGUGUGUUGACAGCCUGGGGAAGCUAUGCAUUUAUAUAAUUUAUUAGGUAGUGAAAGCAUGGGAUAUUAGCAACCUUUAAUGUGGGUAAUACAAUCAACAUUAAUAUUCUAGUGCAAAAAUACCUAGUAGAUGCUGAUUAUGUAUUUUUUUGGUCAAAUUUUAAUGACAAUGACUUCUCAAUACAUUUAAAACUUUUUACAAUAAAAAGUAUUCUCAUAGGAAAGCAAAUACACUAGGUUGUCUGUGUUAACACUCGACAAUAUUGAUAUGGUACUACUGUCUUCUAAUAAUUUUAAAUGAUUUCCAAAACUGGCUUGGGUUGAACAAAACAUACUCUAAUAUUCACAAAAAUUGAACACUAAUUUAGUUAUAAUUAAAUUCUAGCUUUAAAUUAGGAACUGAAACCAGUGAUUUGUCUCAAUAUCUAGUCAUUUAUUGAGUAACAUGUUGAGUUAUUUAUUUAGAGCAGUGAAUUAAACUGCUGAGACGUACAUACAUAAUGUAAAUUAAAAUAAUUAAUAUUGUGUAUGUUUGCUUAUUGUGUUGUGAGUGCAAAAAUUAAAUGUUUUAAAGCAUCAA